CUCCAGCUUGCAAACACCCACUUCCCUCCUCCUCCUCUGCUGCCCAUUGUCCCCUUCCUGUCACUUCUCCCUCGACGGGACUGGGGACUCCGGCGGCUGCUCCGCUUCAAAUUGUUUACGACAUCAAGAUUCGAACUGCAUGUAAUGGAGAACAAGUCUGAUCACCGCAAUUGAGAGAAACCAGUUGGAUUUCUGAUCUAGUCGGAGGUAGACUUACCUGUGAAGUAAGAAACUAUUUUGUGGUUCAGAUUUCUCAUUGUUUAGGGGUUUGGAGAGUGAUCACCAUGCAAACAUCGAUGUUCUUCGAGAAUCAUGGAGUUGGGCGGCUACUGGUUUCACAGACCCCUCAGACUACUCAGUUUCCUUGGUUGGUUGGAUCUCAACCUAUAUAUGGUGAGCCUCUUAGCCAGAUGAAGCCAAUAACUGGGGACCAUAUCAGUGUGGAGGAGCAGCUACCAGCUGUGUCACGACAAGUGAAUCAUGUUAUAGACUUAAGCAAGGUGCGAGGUUCAGCGUUCAAAAUCCCAGAGAAAGGUGGUAAUGGUACGGUUAGCUUCUCAAUAUUCCUAGAUUCCAAGGAUUUAAUAAAAGAGCAGAAGAUUCAGCAACAUUUGAUGCCCUUCUCUCUACAGCCAUCAUUACCAGAAAAUCCAAAUUGUUUCGAACAGGGUUUUGGUCAGUCCAUGGUUUGUCCCAGUAGCUCUUAUGUUGACCAGUUCUAUGGCUUAUAUGCAACUUAUGGAACCCAAGCAAUGAAUGGGCGUAUGCUUUUACCAAUGGAUAUGACAACUGAAGGACCGAUCUAUGUGAAUGCAAAACAGUUCCAUGCAAUUCUUCGUCGCCGCAAAGCCCGUGCUAAAGCUCAGAAAGAGAACAAGUCGAUUAAAGUUAGGAAGCCAUAUUUGCAUGAGUCGCGUCACCUUCAUGCGAUGCGUCGAAUGAGGGGCUGUGGUGGUCGCUUUUUGAACUCGAAAAAGGAAUGCAGCGGACAGGGUGGAAAUGGUGGUUGCAAAGUGAAAGAUGGGUUGCCUCCUCGUCCUGCCACAUUUGCAAGGUCUGAAAUUCUGCAGUCUGAUAGCUUAAAUCUGAACUCAGCAAGCGGUGGUUCGAGUGCAUCAGGAUCCGAGGUGACAAGCGUGUAUGCUCAGGAAGACGUUGAUGACUUCCACAUCGCUGAACAUUUGUGCCCAUCUGUUUUCCAGUCUCAUUUAAUUAUGAUGAACGGAGGACAAGGAACCAGUAACCAUAGCAAAUGGGGUGCAGCAGCUGAUAGCUGCUGUGAUCUCCUCAAAGUCUGAUGAGAUCAAUACCAGGGAGGGGUGGUUGAGAGUUAUGGUACUUGUUAGCUUGAGAGCAGUGCUGCAACCUAUUCAUUCCCUUCCAGGACUUAACACAACCAGAUGGAAGAAAUGGCCACUGGUUAGAUCUGGAUCGCGGAUCAACCUGGCUUUAUUUGGUUGGGCAAUUCAUUCUUGGCUUAUCCGCAUCGGGGCCUUCAAAAUCAUCUAACUGUUCCUAGUAAGUCUAGCAGACUUGCGGCAGUGACGAUGAUGAAAGUCCUCGAUGCGCUGUAAAGGCGUGGAUGGGGCUUGUCCCUGUCUUUCCUGGUACUUUAUGAAGAACAACCAUAUCUGUGGAUUCAGAUAACCAUGAACAUUGUACAUCUCGGAGCUUGUUUGGUUGAAGUGUUUGUGUGCUACGUACCGUUAUAUUUAUGAUUGGAAACUACUUUUGUUAGCUUCUUU
Molecule: messenger RNA, 1745 nt
Organism: Musa acuminata subsp. malaccensis (wild Malaysian banana)
Lineage: Eukaryota; Viridiplantae; Streptophyta; Magnoliopsida; Zingiberales; Musaceae
Product: nuclear transcription factor Y subunit A-8
Biological process (GO): regulation of transcription by RNA polymerase II
Molecular function (GO): DNA-binding transcription factor activity, RNA polymerase II-specific
Source: RefSeq, a predicted model, not a curated record